AUGAAUCAGGAAGAUAACACAGGUGGAGGAGGCAUUUUUGGCCUUUUCAAAUGGACCAAGGAUGCGUUGUUUGGUACGAAUAUAUCACCAUCGAUGAAAUACAAAGGCCAACCAGAACGAAGAGAUCGGUCUCGAUACGCUCAGGACGAUACGAAUUUCGGAAUAAACUUGGGAAACAGUUCCAGUAAAAGGAGCACGAACCUAUCUAGAUCUAAUUCUUGGUCCGGGUUGGAUUCCACGUUUCAGAGGAAGUACGACUUGCUACCGGAAUACAACGAGACUGGCAUUGACUCAAUUGACGAUAAUAAUCACUACAGUAGAGACAGAGUACGAUAUUUACGAAGUCCCGCUCCGGUUGUGCCGAGAGAACCCCUUCAUAAUGAGCCAACGGAUACCUUUGGCCAUAGAUUGCACACGAAAAGAAGGCCCAUAAAUGAGUUUUCCAACUCUCAGAUACCCCUUAUGCCACCUCAAGGAAAUGACCCUUUAAUUUCUAAACUGUUCCAGAAAGACGAAGUUGAUGAAGUGAGAAAAUCGCCGUACAAGUUAUCGGUAAGAGAUAUUCCAGGCAAGUUUCCGUCUCCCUUAAAGAAGCCUGAUGAAAUAAACGACUAUCAUGAACAAGAUGAGUAUCUUCGCCAAAAAAAUAAGGAGUGUAACAAAGCAUAUUUUGAACUGUUUGCUCAAAUGGAUUUGAAUAAUAGAGACUUAGAUGAUUUGUGUGAAGAUGUCAAAGAGCAGCAUGAACAAUUUCACCGCGAAGAACAAACUUAUAAGCAAGCCUAUAAGGAAAUGAGGGCAGAGUUAGUCAAUGAGUUAAAAAAAUCCAAAACACUUUUUGAGAACUAUUAUGCAUUGGGCCAGAAGUAUAAAAAUUUGAAAACGGUACUUGAUCAAACAAUCAGUCAUGAGGCUGAACUGGCCACUUCUAGAGAACGACUGUACCAGGAGGAAGACUUAAAGAAUUUCGAGGUGCAAGCUUUGAGGCAAAAUCUAUCUGACUUAGAGUUGAAAUAUGCCAACUUGCAAAUAGAAAAGGAGAUGCAAAGAGACAAUUAUGAAUCUGAAAUACACGAUUUGCUACUACAAUUGAGCCUUCGUGAUAAUGACAGGAAAGAUACAUCUGCUGGUUCAAACAUUUUCUCAACUGUCCAAUACGAAAGAACUCCAUUCCAUAAUGACAAUAACAACAGUUAUGAUUCUAGUUCAUGGGACACCGAUUAUUUGAAAAAUCUAGACGGUUUUAAAGACCGUUGA
Molecule: messenger RNA, 1257 nt
Organism: Saccharomyces eubayanus
Lineage: Eukaryota; Fungi; Ascomycota; Saccharomycetes; Saccharomycetales; Saccharomycetaceae
Gene: BBP1
Product: Bbp1p
Exons: 1
Coding region: 1-1257 (418 amino acids)
Source: RefSeq, a predicted model, not a curated record